AUGAGCCUCCAUCCCCCGCCAAAUCGCCUGAUGGCGCCGCGAAAGCACGGCAAAGUCAUCUUGACCCCGCCAUCGCAGGGCGAAAUCUUGGAAGACGAGCACCAGGACGACGACGAAAACACCUGGUCGCCCUUGCAGACUGCCGCGCGGGGCGGUGAAUACGAUGCAUUUUGUGCGCUGCUUGAAGCGAGCAGCGAUAAUGGCGCAAGUGCCAGUAGUAGUAAUAGCAAGAAGGACCUUGUUAACGAACCCCCGCAUGGCUGGUACGGCCAGACUGCUCUGCAGGCCGCAUGCGCCAAUGGAGACCUGCGCAUUGUCAACGUGUUGCUCGACGCAGGCGCGGACAUUGAUGCGCCUGGCGGAAACAACGGUGGCCGCACUGCGCUCACCGUCGCUGCGCUGGAGGGUCAUUACGAUGUUGUAAAGCGGCUCAUUGAGGCCGGGGCCAAUAUCAACGUCCGCCCGCAUCGAUACAUGGGCCGAACGCCUCUCCAAGCUGCCGCCGAGGGUGGCCAUUUCGAGGUUGUGACAUUACUGCUUGACAGCGGGGCAGAUAUUAAUGCGUUGGCCGCACACAACAAUGGCCGAACAGCUUUGACAGCCGCUUCGUUGGCCGGACACGCAGAGUUGGUCCAGCUAUUGCUGGACAAAGGGGCCGAUGUGAACCCACCGUUGAUGAGGUACAAGAGCUUGACACCACUUCAGGCAGCUGCCUUUGGCGGACAUUUGGACAAUGCACAGACGCUGGUCGCUGCCGGAGCAGAUGUCAAUGCCGACGGAUGCUACUAUAACGGAUACACAGCGUUAGGUGCAGCUGCAGAGCAGGGACAUGCUGAUAUUGUUGAGUGGCUGCUCGAAGCCGGAGCCGAUGUGAGGCAGACUGCCGGAAACAAGGGCUGGACGGCAUACCAAAUGGCCUACUUUGUUGCACACGAAGAAAUAGCUACGAGACUAUGGAAGCUAGAGAGAGAAGCACGGCGUGCAGAAGCCGGAAGCCAUUGA
Messenger RNA from Talaromyces rugulosus, 1002 nucleotides. RefSeq lists its product as uncharacterized. The coding region runs from base 1 to 1002 and encodes 333 amino acids. The record is from RefSeq and is a predicted model, not a curated record. The transcript has a single exon. Gene Ontology annotation, molecular function: protein binding. Lineage: Eukaryota; Fungi; Ascomycota; Eurotiomycetes; Eurotiales; Trichocomaceae.